Molecule: messenger RNA, 494 nt
Organism: Lottia gigantea (owl limpet)
Lineage: Eukaryota; Metazoa; Mollusca; Gastropoda; Lottiidae
Exons: 4
Coding region: 30-494 (154 amino acids)
Biological process (GO): glutathione metabolic process
Molecular function (GO): glutathione transferase activity
Source: RefSeq, a predicted model, not a curated record
AGAAGAAAAAAUCCCUAAAUUUAACCAAAAUGCCAAAAUAUACAUACUACUAUUUUAAUAUCCGGGGCCGAGGUGAACUUCCCAGACUGAUUUUCGCCGCCGCUGGAGUCCAAUACGAAAAUAAACGAUUAGAAUUCGCUGAUUGGCCAAAACUUAAAGAAGAGGCACCAUUAGGAUCGCUACCAAUUCUAGAUAUCGACGGAAAGAAAUACCCAGAGAGUAUCCCAAUAUCCCGAUAUCUUGCUAGAGAAUUUGGUUUAGAUGGUAAAAAUAACAUUGAGAAACUUCAGACUGAUGUUAUAGUUGAAGAAUGUAUUCAGAUUCGAGAAGAUCAAUUCAACGCUCAUUUUGAAAAGGAUGAAACUAUCAAGGCAGAAAAACAGAAGAAACUGACGGAAACGACUCUUCCAAAAAUUCUGGGUUUUAUUGAGAAAGCUUUAAGUGAAAAUGCUCGUGGUAAUGGUUUUGUUGUGGGCAACCAGGUAGGUUACUGA